GAGAAAGACCUCCCUCACAUCCCCUUACUCUUUCUUCCCAUGUACAUUCUUGGCUAGUCUGUAAAGACUUCAUAAUGGUCUUAUCUCAGUUUGUCCCUAAAAAUCUCACUGUCUCUUGAGCUCCUGUGGACAUUCCGACCUGUCCUUUCAGACUCUCUGGUAUCUGAUGAUGAGUAAGGUCCAUCCAAAGCACGGCAUAGUUCACUAGUUUGAGAUCAUGUCAUUUGGAGGGGUCCUAUCUCUCUGAAAAAGAACAAAGAACUUUUUCAUCUUUGUGUUGAGUUUAGCUUCUUUAUUUUUAAACAUAUUCUGAACUGUCUGCAUCAGAUUGGUCACAUGUCCAGAUGAGUCAGAGUUGAAGGCUGAGAUGAUAGGGUAAAAACAGUGGUGUCUCAACAUCGUUGAUAUUCAUUAAUUCAGUUUUAAAUACUAGACUUUUUGUCAGCACUCCUGAAGCGAUUGAAAUAUACCUAAUGGAAUUAAGAAACAAUGCUGGCUAAACCCAAAGUCAUAGCACAGUCAUUUCUACAGUUAUAACAACAUCUCAGAAUGUCCGUAACAGCAUGCCUGUUCAUUGCAUUCUUCCUCAGAGCUGUGUUACCGAGCAGAGCCAUAUGCUGCCCCACCAGCACUAUCUGAUGUAUCAAUAAGACAAAGUCCUCAGAUACUGCCGGACACAGCUUGCCUUUGUUGCUGGCUUGACAAAGCACCAUGUUAUCUGCCUCUUGAACUUCUUACUAGCUCCAAGUCCUAUCUCUUCUAACUCCCGAUCCUCCUCUUGAAUCUCCUGAUAUACUCAGCCUAAUAUUUCAUCAGCCCCCAUCCCCAUAACAGUAUGUACAUGCACCAGUGGCAAAGCCUUACUUCAGGGUCAGCAGACUUUUUCUGAUAGAGCCAGAUAGUAAGUUGUUUGUUUUUGUUUUUGUUUUUGUUUUACUUUGCAGCAUGUAUGGUCCCAAACUUCCAGGGCAACUUGUACAACUAAAGAGAAAAAUUCAUCUUAUCCCACUCAGAAAGAUUUCUCUGUUACUCGCCGUCACUUAAGCCACAAAAGUGCCCUGAUCUGACUGUCAGCAUGAGCAAAAAAUCUGCAUGCUGCAGCACCCUACCUUCUCCAACAGGAAGGGGCAGGCAAAGAUACUUGUUAUUGUUGGACCUCAUUUAACAGUGGAACUAAUACCAAGAACCAGGCAGACAGGAAAAGAACUCGGGAUAAAGAGAUGCAUUCAUUCCACAUAAUGUGAAGCAGUAAUAGAAGAUCUAUAGAAGUUUACAAUAGCCCAAAUGCUGGAUUGUCAAAGUGCUAAAGUACACACACACUUUUCUUGUCUAAUAUUUAAACAAAGAACAUAGUAAAUGUCAGAACUAAGUGCUAGUUAGAAGGCCGAAAGGGGAAGAAUCAUGACAAGUUUCAAAAUUAUUUUACAGGAUGGAAAGAAUAACCACCUAUCUAAAUCUUUUUUUAAGGUUUUAUUUAUUUAUUCAUGAGAGAGAGAGAGAGGCAGAGACAUAGGCAGAGGGAGAAGCAGGCUCCAUGCAGGGAGCCCGAUGUGAAACUCAAUCCCAGGACCCUGGGAUCAUGCCCUGAGCCGAAGGCAGAUGCUCAACCGCUGAGACACCCAGGUGUCCCCACCUAUCUAAAUUAUAUCGGGUGAUGGCCUGUUUUGCAGUGUUGUUGAUAAAAAAAGGCAAUGAGUUCGUGCUAGAUGAUAGAUAACUGAGGAGUUAGAAACCAGUUUUUCUCAUCUGUAAAGACAAAUGGUACAACACUAGGACAACUGAGGGAAGGUAUCAGUAAGAAACAGAGCAGACAAGAAUAAAGAUUCAGAGUGAUCGCUAGUAAAUCGGAUGUGGGGUAUCCUACAAAUUGACAGUGGCCACUCGAAGCACUAACUGCAGCCCAUCUCAGUCCUUAAACCUUACCAACAUACUCUGUUUUCAUCAGCUUAGGAAAUAGAGCAACAGUCAGCAAACAACAGCUGGUGGGCACAAUCCAGCCCGCUGCCUGUUUUGUUAGUAAAGUUUCAUUGAAACGAACUAUGUCCAUUGGUCUAUGUAUUGCCUGUGGCUGCUUUGUCUACAAUGGCAGAGGCAACUACUAAGCAACAGUGAAGCCUUCUAUCCUUUAAAUUUGCAGUUCAGGUUUGAUUUGUAAUAUAGUAUUUCAUAGUUCACAUGAAAAGAACUAUUGAUUGCAAUCUCAUUUAAUCAGGAUUUGUUAUGUGACAUGUCCCCAUAACUUAUAUGAUGCAAUUAACAGCAAAAGGCUAUAACUUUCCUAUGCAGUUGUACUAGUUGGCCUGAAUGUUUGGUGGUCCUAUAUGCCUGACCAUUUCCCUGUCCAUGUCUCAGAUUGUCUUAACUCCUCCACUUAAUCCAUGAUGGUAUUUUCUCUCACAGCGUGUUGUUACAUUAGGAAUCUCCACUGAAGUGUGAGAAUUAUAAGCUUUAUUUUUGGCUCCUCUGUGCAAAUAUACCUAGGAGAUGCUUAGAAGGAACAGAAAGGAGGCUGCAUGAGUUAAAGCUUAACUUUCUUUAUAAGCAUAAGUGAGCAAUCACGGGCCUCUCCCAUGAGCAUAAGGAAGUAAAGAACAGAGUUUUGUAAAGAGCAAAUUGUGUCAGACCAAUUUAAUUUUCUCCUAUGACAGAGUGACAGUCCAAGAUGAUAACAAAGAAGAAAUAGAUAUUAUCUAUAUGGGCUCUAGAAAGGCUUUUGAGUUCAUCCAAUAUGACAUCCUCAUCAAUAAAUGAGAAAGGUCUGGUCCAGAUCAUGCUGCAGUUAGGUGAAAGCCUCCCUUGACAAGAAAGGGUUUGCUGCAAGCAGGAGCUGUAUGUCCUUCUGGAUUCAGCGCCCCCACCUUGGCAUUCUGUUUGGAGGAGCACCAUACUUGAUAGGGAGCCACCAGGAAUACUUGUCAAAACCAGAUGAUAUGUCAAAGCAGGGAUAAGGGUGAGUAUGUCCUUAAAAGUGGUAGAACCAGACCCAAGAAAAAGGAAGAUUAAAUUAAAUCAACAUAUAGCAUAAAAACACUUGGGCCUGAGAAGGAAAGGAAAUGCAAGAUAAGAAUGAUGUCACUGCCACUAUUUCAGGGCACAUGAGGAUCUAGACUCCCAGAAUUCCAGAGCUAAAAGGACCUUACCCAUCCAACUGCCCACCUUCCUCAUUUUACAGAGGCAGCUAGCUGGAGAGAGGGAGUGACAUGCUCAAAGCUACACAGCUGGUUAGUUGCAGUCCUGAGACUAGAACUGCUCGUCAGUAUCCUUUUUACUUCAAACUGUCUCUGUUGACUUUGUAUAUAUAUACAUAUAUAUGGGCUUCUUGAGGCAUCUUUUACAUAUCCUAUCACUCACCCAUUUCAAGCCUACAAUUCAGUGAUUUUUUUUUUUUUUAAUAAAUUUGCCAAGUUCGUGCAACUAUCACCACAGAGCAGCUUAAGAACAUUUCUGACACCCCACUGUGUCUCCUGGUAGCAUUAAGUGUUAGCUCCUGUCACCAGCUGUCUCCUAGCCCUAGGCAACCACAACAGAGUUGUCAGUCCUUUGGUGUGACUCUAGGCCUGGUCUAGAAGAAAGACAUCCUAUCUCUGUGGAUUUGGUUUUUCUGGACGUUUCAGGGAAUGGAAUCAUACAGUAGAUGGUCUCGUGUGUCUGGCUUCUGUCAACGUAGCAUAAUGUUUUUGCAGUUCAUCCAUGCUGUAGCAGGACUUUGUCGUCUUUGAAUGACAAAAAGUACUCCAUUAUAUGAACAUAUUGCAUUUUUUUUUUCAACAAUUGGCGGACACUCAGGUUGUUUCUACUUUGGGGCCAUUAUGAAUAAUGUUGCUAAUAGCAAUCAUGUUUCUCUACUUUUUAAAUUCAGUGACUUUUCCCCCUCGAAUAGAGGCUAAAUUUUCCAUCAGAUGUGUCAUCUUCCUCUACUCUUUUUCCCUGCUGAUCUGGACAGUCAAUUCCCCCAGAUGGCAACCAAAGUUGCUAUUAAUGUUCUGAUAAAUAGCCUCUGGGGAUCCAAUAGUCCAGAGAAGAAAAGGCUUGCUAAUCUAAUAACAGUCUUUUAUUCGAGGAUGGCUUAUGAGAAACUGUUAGCCAAAUGCCCUCCAUCUUCACAGAAAAUAAAUGAGAGGAAUUGGAUUUAAACCUCAGGGAAAACCACUUCAGCUGGGCAUGAGGAGGCGUGUUUUAUAUGGUAGUGGUUGCUAUCAAGUUAAUUUGCAAUAUUAUAAAAACAAAGCCCAUGUAAUUUCCUCUGAGAGAAGCUCUUAUGAAUGGGUUUACAUCUGUCUGAGGCCAGAUGGCCCUGCGAUCCCCUCAAAAGAAGACAAUCCUUUUGUGGCUCUUUCUUCCGUGUGGUGAAGAAAGACAUUUGGCCUUCGGUGUUCACAGAGGCCAUUUCAUUGUGCCCAUGAGACCAGUUAUUGGAGUCAUUGUGUCAUAAAGCCAGUGGUUGGAGAGUUUUACCCAAACCACUGGGUGUGGCAGAAGGAGACAUUUCUCCCAUGCCCUGAACAGAACAGUGUCCCCUGCUACUGCUCUCUCCCUAACAGUAGCUAGAACAAUCGUUAUUCACUUCUAGAAAUUAUACAACUCCCAGCGUAAUUUCACAUCUCAUCUCCUUUUGACUUCCUGUUCGAGCCUGGGUAGUUCCCACUGUGAGACAGAUUGUCACAUGGCGGUUCAAAGCCCCUUCCAGUCCGAGUCUAUUCUGCAGAUUGGCCUCUCUGCUGUCAUGCCCAGCAGUGGACCAUCAUCACAGUGGAUGGUUGCUUAAAGACCACACAUCCUUUAGCUUCUCUGUAUUUUUACUGUGUUGUCCCUUCACAUCCUCCAUCUUUUAGAGAACUCUGGCCUGCACAUCAUCUUCUGUAGGUAAAUCUUCUUGUUGGCAGAAUUCAUCGCACUCCCCUUUUGGGCACUCACAGGGCUUAAUAAUGCAGUACACUACCUUUCCUCAGUAGCUUGCCUUCCCUGAGUUUUUCUUUCUUUAUCACAAAUACUUUGUCUUUCAGAGGAAUUCUAUGAAACUUAAAUACCAAAGAAUGCUGCACACAAAUGUCAUAUUUGGUAUUAAGUAAAAAUGUGAAUAUAGAUGUCAGGUUAUAAUUACAAUUAGUUUUUGGUGGGUGUCCUCCCUCAAUCCUUAAGUGCAGCAAUCUUGAUGUAUUCACCUUUGUCUCCUAAAUACUGAAUCCAAGUCCUGAUACCUAACUAGUGAGAUUGAAUCAUUAUGAAGUAGGCAGAGAGAUAGUAUUACCAUCAUUUGGCAGAUUUGAAGUUGAUUUCCAAAAUGCUAAGUGAUAUAAUGACUUAGUGGUUAUGUCUUGGCCGCCUUUUCCUGAGUUCACCAGCAGAACUUCCAGAAACCUCUGAAAGACUGGUAUCUUGUCUCUCUAUCUAGUAUCACAGGUUGGGUUGGUUUCUCAAAGUAUUGUUUGAGACUACUUGUCAUAGACUGACUUCUGCAGAUACUUAUUUAAAAAUAUAAAAUCAAACCUCACAAAUGUAAUUUUGAGCCAAAAAAAACCCCACAAAAUCAGAAAUGGAGAACAGUACUUCCAAUUUUACAGAAGUAAAAUUAUAUAAGAGAGUACUAUGAGCAACUGUAUGUAUCAUGAAUCAUUAGGGAAAUGCAAAUAAAAACCACGAUGAGAUUAUUACCACCUCAUGCCCAUUAGGAUGAUCUCUGUCAGGAAGGAAGAAAAGAAGAAAGGAAGGAGAAGGGGAGGAAAGGGGGAGGAGGGAAAGAAGGAGUGUUGACCAGGCUGUGGAAAAAUUGGAACCCUUGUGCACUGUUGGUACAAAUAUAAAAUGGUAUAUCUACUGUGGAAAACAGUAUGGUAGUUCUUCAAAAAAUUAAAAACCAAAUUAAUAUUUAAUCGGAUAGUUCUGCAUCUGGGUAUACAUCCAAAAGAAUUGAAAGUAGGGAUGUGAAGAAAUAUGUGUAUGCCCAUGUUCAUAGCAUUAUUCACAGAAGCCGAGAGACAGAAGCAACCUAAGCAUCCACCAGCAGAUAAGUGGAUAAGCAAAAUGUGUCUUAUACGUGCAGUGGAAUAUUAUUCAGCUUUAAAAAAGGAAAUAAAUCCUGACACCUGCUACAACACGACUGAGCCUUGAACACAUCAUGCUAGGUGAAAUAAGCUGGUCACAAAAGGACAAGUCCUCUGUGAUUCCACUUAUGUGAUGUCCCUGGAGCAGUCAGAUUCACAGAGAUGGAAAGUGGAGUGGUGGUUGCCAGGGCCUCGCAAGAGGAGGGAAUGAGGAGUUACUGUUUAAUGGGGACAGAGCUUCCAUUUGGGAAGAUGAAAAAGUUUCUGGGCAUAGAUGGUGGUGAUGAUCGCACGAUAAUGUGAGUGAAUCUAAUGCCACUGAACCGAACUCUUAAAAAUAGUUCUGAUGGUAAAUUCUAUAUCAUGUGUAUUUUACCACAGUUUUUAGAAAUUCAAUUCAAAUUUUAAAAACAAGACACAAAGAAAUAUAUACUGUAUGAUUUCGUUUAUUUACAGCACAGCCAUCAGUUGAUAGUGUUCGAUGUCAAGAUAAUGGUUACCCUUGGGAGGGAAGAGUAACUAGAAAGCAGGAAGAGCUUCUAGGAUAUGCUAAUAUUCUCUCUCUUGAUCUGGCUGUUAUGACAUGGGUGUGUAUAGUUUGUGAACCUCUCUGCACUCUACAGUUGUGAUUUGUGCAGUUUUCUCUGUGCCUGUUACACUCCAAAAAAUGAUUCCAAAAAUGUCGAUCAUCAGCCUGACAGCAGACUACAGAAUCAGAAUCCCUGAGGAUGGGACCUGGGGACCCUGCAUCUUAAAACCCUCCCUUCCAAGUUUUUCGUAAGAGCAUUGGAUUUGGGGAUUUUUGCUAAAAGAGAGGGACUAGGGAAAUAGUCUCCCAAUGCCCAAGAAUUCCAUUCUGCUCUAACAAUAAAUAUUCCUUAGAAAAGAAAUUCUUGAUAUCUUUGAGUCAUUUAGCUUCUCCUGUUAGGAAAAUGCAUAUCAUCUUUCAGGUAUGGAGAAAUCAGUGAUAUAUAGAAAUGAGUAUUUUAAUAAAUUACAUUUUAAAAUAUUAUUUCUUAUAAUUCAUCAUAUACACAGUAGCUUAUGAAUAUUUUAUUGAGGCCCUCUAAAAGCUGGCAGGUGCUAGGACCUCAUGGAAGUCCUACUCCUUUAGUAGGAGGGAAGACAUUGCACCAUGGGGCGUGGCACCAUGCAAGCAGGUACAGAAAAGCCAGUUCUUCUACCUCUAAGCUAAUGAGACUCCAUCUCAGCUCUCUCCACACCAUCUCCAAAACAUCAGCAGCUUCUACACUUGCUCCUUAAACCAAAAGCAUGUUUCUUGCAAAGGCUUUAUUGGAAGGGGCAGAUCGAGGCCUUGGAGAAGCCCUUGGAGGCCUUCUUGGAGGAGGUGGUCAGAGAAGAGGAGGAGGAGGAGGAGGAAGAAAUAUUGGAGGGAUAGUUGGAGGAAUUGUGAAUUUCAUCAGUGAGGCUGCAGCAGCUCAGUACACCCCGGAACCACCUCCCACUCAGCAGCAUUUCACCAAUGUGGAGGCCAACGAAAGUGAGGAAGUUCGUCGGUUUCGGCAACAGUUUGCACAGCUGGCAGGACCGGACAUGGAGGUGGGUGCCACUGACCUGAUGAAUAUUCUCAACAAAGUCCUUUCUAAACACAAGGAUCUGAAGACUGAUGGCUUUAGUCUUGACACCUGCCGGAGCAUUGUGUCUGUAAUGGACAGUGACACGACCGGCAAGCUGGGCUUCGAAGAAUUUAAGUACCUCUGGAACAACAUCAAGAAAUGGCAGUGCGUUUAUAAGCAGUAUGACAGGGACCGCUCUGGGUCCCUAGGAAGUUCUCAGCUGCGCGCGGCUCUGCAGGCAGCCGGGUUCCAGCUGAACGAGCAACUUUACCAAAUGAUCAUCCGCCGAUUCGCCGAUGAGGAUGGAAGCAUGGAUUUCAACAAUUUCAUCAGCUGCCUGGUCCGCCUGGAUGCCAUGUUCCGUGUCUUCAAAUCCCUGGAUAGAGAUGCAGAUGGCCUAGUUCAAGUGUCCAUCCAAGAAUGGCUGCAGCUGACCAUGUACUCCUGAAGUGGGUGCCGAGAAGCCAGCGCCCACCCCGAGGACGGGACUCCUGAAAGCCCAGCCAUGCUGUCCUGGAGCUGUCGUUUCCUGUGAGCUCCUACACCAGCUUGCAUGCAUCGAACUGGGGCUGUCCUUUACCGCUUAAUUAAAACAGAUAUUUUUUAUGAAAAACAGAUAUUUUUUAUGAAAAAUAUUCCGGGUGGUUUGUAUGUCAGGUUUUUGAGAUACUGAAUGUAUAUGAUGGGGCGGGGGAACGUGGGGCAGAGCCCCAGUCGAGUAGAUUUUAAUAGAGCAUUGCUUAUUUGGUGAGUGAAUUCCAAGGAGCAGGAAAUUUGUUGUUACUGAGAAUGAAAUUUUGAAAAAAUCUUGGAAUAAAUCAAGAAAGCCCUCAA
Molecule: messenger RNA, 8452 nt
Organism: Canis lupus familiaris (dog)
Lineage: Eukaryota; Metazoa; Chordata; Mammalia; Carnivora; Canidae
Gene: CAPNS2
Product: calpain small subunit 2
Exons: 1
Coding region: 7314-8066 (250 amino acids)
Molecular function (GO): calcium ion binding
Source: RefSeq, a predicted model, not a curated record